This is a messenger RNA of Sphenostylis stenocarpa, 2607 nucleotides long. Lineage: Eukaryota; Viridiplantae; Streptophyta; Magnoliopsida; Fabales; Fabaceae. The record is from the annotation of a GenBank genome assembly.
AUGAAUACAGGUAGGAUAGAAGAAAUGGGUAAGCUGGUGUGGGAUUUUGAAGAAAUCAUUUGCUUGGAAGCUAAGGAAUCAGCUUGUAGGGGAUAUUUGACGAGCAAGGAGAUUGGGAAGUGCAACUUGCAUGGGUCAGAGUCAACACUCUUUUUGCAAGCUGUGGUGUUUGGUUGUCUUGAGUUAGAGUCAUGGAAAAAAGUGCCUCUCCACUCACUGUUCACCUCUCCUAACCUCACAAUGGGGGAUUUUCGUGCACCAAACUGCCCUUUUGUUAGGUUUCUCUCCCUUUCGUUUCCUUUCGGAUCCAUGGAUUUUAGAGAUGGAGCUCACGAAUUGUCUCGGUGUGUUGUUACUAUUGGAAAUAUCUGGAUUCGACUGCUGUGGCACUUUCUGCAAAUACUUGUCAGCGCAUGGUAUUCCAUAUCAGCCGUGGGUAAUUUGUUUGAAAGCUAUUUCAUCUCGUGUGGAGUACUUGAGAAAUACAAGUCUCUUCAUGCAGAAAAGAUUCGGUAUCUUGCCAUAGUCAUAGAAAGUGAAGAAGCUUAUCAGAUUUCUAAAGUUGUUAGACUGUUGGAGUGGCUGGACUCUAUUGGUGUGAAGAAUGUGUGCCUUUAUGACAUGAAUGGGUUAUUGAAGAAGUCUAGGGAAACCAUAUUUCAAAAUUUGAAGAAUGCAAAAUCCAUUGAGGUACUAUAUAAUUUUAACCUGCAUAUGACUGGUGUCUUUAACUCAGUGCAGGAUGUUAGUCAAUCUGUCGCACACCACGCUCCAGAUCACAUGACUCUAGAAUUUCUCUCUUAUUUGGAUGGGAAGGAGGCAGUGGCCAAAGCAGCUAACUUGGUUUUUGGGGAGAACUUGAAACGUCACAGCUUGGGUGGAGAGUUAGAUGCUCAAAUAUCGUUAGAACUUCACUUGAAUGAAGCAUUGCAAAUUGUUGGUAGCAAAGGCCCUGAGCCUGACCUUUUACUGGUUUAUGGACCUGUGCGGAGCCAUCUUGGUUUUCCUGCAUGGAGACUUCGCUACACAGAGAUCGUGCAUAUGGGAUCAUUGAACUUCAUGAGAUAUGGUUCCUUACUGAAAGUCAUUUACAACUUCACGAAAGUGCACCAAAAUUAUGUUUGGUGCUUUCCUCGUCCUGACAAUGUUGGAACAUCUUCAGAAUUCGCCUUUUCGCGCUCUGUUGUUAUUUGGUUGCUUCCCACCAUGGCUUCAAAAUCCAGAUCCAGUUUAGCUGAAACUCCCAACAAAGAACCUUCAGCUACUCCCAACAAGGCACGACCAUCAACUCUCAACAGAACACCACCUGCCACUCCAAGAGUUAGUAAGCUCAGCAAAGCAGUGUCCAAACGGGAAUCGGAAUCGUUUUCACCUCUGCAAAAUUCGAACUUUCCUACAGAAAAACCGCAUCGAGCUUUGAAUUCAAAGCCCACUUCUGAGCGGAAAUCACUAAGAUUCACUUCCAACCCACUUGACAAACAAUUUCCAAGAGUUGCAAAGGAUUCAGAAUUGCAGGCUCAGUUGAAUCUUUCUCAAGAAGAUCUAAAGAACACAAAGGAACAGCUGAUUCAAACUGAGAAAGAGAAGGCAGAAACAAUUGAUGAACUGAAAGCAGCACAGAGAGUGGCUGAGGAAGCAAAUGAGAAACUCAGGGAGGCGAUGGUGGCUCAAAAGCAGGCUGAGGAGAGUUUUGAGAUUUGGAAGUUCCGAGCCGUUGAGUUGGAACAGGCUGGAAUUCAAGCUGCUCAAAAGAAGGAAGAGGAAUGGCAGAAAGAGCUUGAAAGUGUGAGGAACCAGCAUGCCUUGGAUGUGGCUGCUCUUUUCUCCACUACUCAGGAGCUUCAGCAGGUUAAGCAAAUACUUGCCAUGACUAGUGAUGCAAAGAACCAGGCACAGAGUCACGCUGAACUUCACAUGGUGAAAGCAGAGAUUCUUUCAGCUGAACUGACACAGUUAAAAUUGUUGAAGAAAUCAGCAUUAAUAUCUUUGGAAUCUGUAAUGAAACAGUUAGAACGAAACAAUGAUUCGUUGCUUGAUGCAGAAUCUGAAAUUUCUAAUCUUAAAGAGAAAGUGGGAUUGUUGGAAAUGACAAUUCGGAGACAAAGAGGAGAUCUUGUGGAUUCAGAGCGAUGUCUUCUUGUGGCUAAGGAAGAGAGUGUUGAAAUGUCAAAGAAGGUUGAAUCUCUCAAAAUUGAACUUGAGACGGAGAAGGCUCAGACUUUGAACAAGGAAAAACUUGCAGCUUCAAGUUUACAGACCCUUUUAGAAGAGAAAAACAAAUUAAUUUAUGUGUUGGGCAUUUGUAGAGAUGAAGAAGAAAAGACUAAAAAGGUAAUGGAAAGUUUAGCUGCUGCUUUACAUGAAAUAUCUGCAGAAGCUAGAUAUGCCAACGAAAAACUAUUAGCCAAUCAAGCUGAACUUGAAAACUACGAGACCCAGAUUGAAGACUUAAAGUUGAUUCUACAAAAUACUAACGAGAAAUACGAGUCCAUGCUUCAUGAUACACGUAAAGAUAGUGAUGCUUUUAUAUGCAGUGUUGAAAAUGCCAAGGACAUCCAAAACUACGAGGCAACGAUUGAGUUAAAUCAUAUCACAUCAGCAGAGUAG